Styela clava is the source of this 1990-nucleotide messenger RNA. The record is from RefSeq and is a predicted model, not a curated record. NCBI's taxonomy places the organism in Eukaryota, Metazoa, Chordata, Ascidiacea, Stolidobranchia, Styelidae.
ACGGAAACCAAUUUUUACGCAGAUUAUGUUGUGAUAUUCAGCUGUAUCAUGCAUUUCAUAUUGGUAAUAUGGAUUGUCGUGUUUUCGCCGAGUGUGAAAAGUCAAUUGACCCCGAGUGACAGUUACAGCCAUUCUACAAUGUUGCAAUCUGGGAAAAUUUUAUUAUAUUGGAAAUAUACUGACAGCCAAAUUACUUUUGAAGUAAUCGGUCAAACAACUGGAUGGAUUGGAAUCGGGUUUUCUUCUAACGGUGCAAUGACGGCAUCGGAUAUUGUAGUAGGAUGGGUGAAAAACGGUGCAGUAACAGUCACGGAUAGGCACGGAGGUUCAUCCAAUACAUACCCACCUAUUGAUCCCCAACAAAAUAUCGAAGUUCUGGGAGGAAAAGAAUUAGACGGAUGGACAAUGAUUAAAUUUUCACGUCAAAUUGCUGCUUGUGAAGAAGAAUACGAUCGAGAAAUUUCGACAAACACAGAACGACUUAUAUGGGCUUGUGGAAAUACUGAUCCAACCGGAGACGACCUUGUUUCUGGUGAUUAUCACAAUACUGACAGAGGUGUGGAAAGUAUUUACUUUUUCGAACCAUCGACAAAUUUUGCUGAUCUUCCAACUGGACCUACCUACGAUACUUUCGAUGUGCUUGCAUCAAAUUUUCUUAUUCCAGCAGAACGCACAUACUACAAUUGUAUAUUAUACAAACUUCCUGAUUUUGGUGGAAAACAACAUAUUGUAAAGUGGGAACCUGUGAUUCAGUUUGGAAAUGAACCUUACCUUCAUCACAUGCUCAUUUAUAGAUGUGGCGAUAUCAUGGAGAACGAGUCUGAACUGGCAAAGGACGAUCGGUGCUAUUCCCCAAAUAUGGCUCAUUUUGAUACGUGUACGACCAUUGUUUUUGAAUGGCUAUUAGGAGCUGGGGCGAUGACGUUUCCAGCAGAAGCGGGUUUUCCAGUCGGUGGACCAGGAGAUCCGGUUUAUGUACAAUUGGAAAUUCACUAUAACAACCCUAACGUGGUCGCAGGAGUUUGCGACAAUUCAGGAUAUCGGUUUACAUAUACGCCUACUCUUCGAAAAUAUGAUGUUGGCGUUCUUCAAAUCGGGAAUUAUGUCAAUCCAAAAGAACAUUUCAUACCCCCCGGAGCUGAGAGCUUCAAAAGUAUAGCACACUGUACAAACGAAUGUGUUAAAUCUAGAAUGUCAGUAUCCGAGACAGACCACGUUACAGCUUUCAGUGUUGUUCUUCACUCUCAUGAAGCCGGGAGAAAAAUGAGACUACGCCACCUCAGAAAUGGAACUGAACUUCCGUACCUAGCCAGUGAUGAAAACUAUGAUUUCAAUUACCAAGAAGCAGAUAUCUAAAUCCAAGUGUUAGUCUCCAAGUACAGACAAUUUCCAACUGGAAUGCGAUUACAAUACGGAGGGACGAUUUGCAAUCACAGAGGCAGGACUAGGCGUACGAGAGGAGAUGUGUCUUGCAUUUAUUUCGUAUUAUCCGAAGAUAGAUUUGAGCUUUUGUCAAUCUUCAGUUACAAUGUAUGCUUCUUGGCAAUACCUCGGCAUUGACAUGACAAAAGUGAACAAAGUUGAAAACACUCCCGGCGCCAUCCUUUCGCAUUUUCAACUUACAGGACCAAGCAACGUGGCUGGAAAAACCGUAUUUGAAUAUAUGAAUGAACUAAACUGGUCGCAGCAAAAGAUUGAAGAUUUUGAAAGUUUUUACAAUGCCGCUCAACAUCACGGAUUUUGCAUUCCCAGUAAUGUCAGCGAGACGACCGUUACGCCCUUCGAACCUAUCAGUAUCGAAACUCCAUACGUCUCUCCACGAAAGGAAUGCCUGGUUGGGUCACCAACGCCUUCACCUCAGACCACGAGUCACGGACAUAAGACGACAUCUUCUGCAAUUAUUCUUUUGGGGAUUCUAGCUCUUAUAUUUAUGCUUAUCGUCUAAGUUUUUUUUUCCAAAUGUGUCGAGCAUUAAAAUACACCUAUAACA